AUGAUCGGUGUAAGUUGGAAUGUGCGGGGAUUGGGGAACCCGCACACCUUCAGAGCCUUGAAGAAAUUUCUUCGGGCAAAAGACCCCGAUUUGGUUUUCUUGAUGGAAACCAAGAAGAAAAAGCAGGAGAUGGCAAAUAUUUGUUUUGAUUUGGGUUUUGAAGGUUGUAGUGUAGUAGGUAAAGUCGGUUUUAGCAGCGGUGGCUUGGCAAUGUGUUGGAAAAACAAGAUGGAGGUGCGACCAGUGGGUUCCUCCCAAGGUCACAUUGAUGUCGCAGUUUUGUUUAAAGGGCAAGUAAUAAGGGUUACUGGAUUCUAUGGGAAUCCUGACUCUCAACUUAGACACUUUUCGUGGGAUCUGCUGAGGCGCAUCGCAAAGUCAGUCAGGGGUCCAUGGAUUGUGUUUGGGGACUUUAACGAAUUACUGUGCAUUGGAGAUAAAAGAGGGGGUGGUGAACGGCCUGAAGCUCAAAUUCGGAGAUUCCGUGAAGCAGUAGAUGAGUGUGGCUUACAGGAGGUAGAAUUCUCAGGGCCGACCUUUACAUGGAAGAGGGGGACCUUGCUAGAAAGACUAGACAGAUGUUUCAUUAAUGAGGAAGCAGGGGUUUUGUUUCCACGAUUUCAUGAAGCACAUGUGGAUGUGGGAGCUUCUGACCAUCUCUCAUUAGUCUUAUUUUCAGAGGGGUUAAAUUGUGGGAGAAAAGGAGGAUGGAAGGGGCUAAGAAGGUUCCAAUUUGAACCUUUCUGGGCUAAGGAGCAGGAGAGUAAACAAGUAGUCGCUGAUGCUUGGCAGAGUGAUGGGAACCAAUUAAAUAAUGUACGAGCCAAACUGGCUGGUGUAUCAAAGGAGCUACAAAGGUGGAAUGAGAACAAAUUUGGCCUUAUUCCCAAAAAGAUACGACAACUUAAUAAGGAACUGGAGCAAUGUCCUUUUGAUAGUAGUGAUGAAGUAGUGCAAAAUCGGAGAAAUGCUAUUGUGGCGGAGCUUAAUAAGUCCCUGGAAAUUGAGGAGUCGAUUUGGAGACAAAGGUCUAGAAUUAAUUGGCUACAAGAGGGUGAUCGGAAUACUAAAUUUUUUCAUGGUUUUGCCAAAGGGAGGGGGCGGAAGAAUAGGGUGUUGGGAAUUAUGUCUAGCACUGGUGAAUGGAUUGAGCAAGAGACUGAGAUUCAACAAGCUUUCAACACUCACUUUUCUCAGUUGUUCACUUCAGAAGGAUGUGAUCAUAUGGAGCUGGUUUUGGACACUGUUCAGAGAAAAGUCACAGAUGACAUGAAUGCUAAGCUGAACAAGCCGUUCACAAAAUUGGAUAUUGAUGAGGCACUUAAGCAGAUGGGGCCGGAUAAGUCUCCUGGGGAGGACGGGUUCUCGGCAAGAUUCUACCAGGCGUAUUGGGAGAUAGUGGGAGAUGAGGUGAGCAACCGAUGCCUGCAGGUCCUAAAUGAAGGCGCUAGUGUGAAAGACCUAAAUCAUACAUUAUUGGCUCUUAUUCCAAAAAUUGAGAAUCCACAGGGUGUCGCUGAUUUCCGGCCGAUAAGCCUGUGUAAUGUUCUCUACAAGCUGAUUUCAAAAGCUAUGGUUAAUCGAAUGAAGGUACUACUCCCGGAGGUCAUUUCCUGUUAUCAGAGUGCUUUUGUCCCAGGUCGGUGUAUUCAUGAUAAUGUAGUCACAGCUUUUGAAGUAAUACACUCCAUACGGAACAAACAGACAGGGACUCAUCCUUACUGUGUACUUAAACUGGAUAUUAGUAAAGCCUAUGACAGGGUUGAAUGGAUAUUCCUUCGUAAUAUUAUGCUGAAGCUGGGAUUUAGUGAGAGGUGGGUUGAACUAGUUAUGAAGUGUGUGGAAUCAGUCUCUUUUAGUAUUUUGUGGAAUGGUAAGGCUAUGGGGAUGAUUAACCUAUCGCGGGGGUUGCGCCAGGGAGACCCGCUCUCACCAUACCUCUUUUUACUUUGCUCCGAAGGUCUUACCAGCUUAUUUCAAAAUGUGGAGAGAGAAGGGUUGGUACAUGGAGCUAAAGUUUCUGAAGGAUCCCCGCCUAUUUCACACAUUUUGUUUGCGGAUGAUAGCAUGCUAUUUGGGAGAGCGGAGAUGCAGGAAUUGACAUUGUUGAAGCAGUGUUUACUGCUUUAUGAAAGAGCGGCAGGACAAAAGGUGAAUUUUCAAAAAUCAGCAGUAGCUUUUGGUCCAGGACUGUUAGAAGAGCAGAAAUCCUUGAUUGCUACUUUCCUUGGGGUUCUAGUGGUUCCAUUUCAUGAAAAAUAUUUGGGUUUGCCUACAGUAGCUGGGAGGAAUAAGAAGGAGAUGUUUAAGAGGAUCCACGAGCGACUUGACCAACAUUUGCAGGGAUGGCAGUCGAGGCUGCUCUCCAAGGCUGGAAAAACAAUAUUAAUAAAGGCUGUUGCGCAGGCUAUUCCCUCUUACACCAUGUCAGUUUUCAAGCUAUCAAAAGGAGUUUGUCGUAUUUAUCAAUCAAAGGUAGCUAAUUAUUGGUGGGGAUCCGGCGGAAAGAAAAAUGGCAUUCAUUGGUGCAAAUGGGAUCUACUUUGCAGGAAUAAGAUGGAUGGAGGACUAGGCUUCCGUGACAUUGAAUGUUUUAAUCAAGCACUACUAGCAAAAACUGUUUGGAGGAUUGUAAUGCAGCCGACCUCUCUAGCCAAUAGGGUUUUACAAGCUAAAUAUGUUCAUGGUGGAGACUGGGCAGCGGCACCGAUUGGACCAAAACCGUCUUUCAUUUGGAGAAGUUUGGUGUGGGGGAAAAAGCUUUUAUGUGCUGGUAUUAGAUGGCGGGUUGGUAAUGGUACUGCAAUCCGAAUCUGGGAGGAUAAAUGGCUUCCCUCUCCGUGGUCUUUUCGAGUAGUAACUCCAAGGUUUAUGGAUAGCAACACUAGAGUGAGUACUUUGAUGACGAGUCCAAGUAUGUGGGAUGUAAUUUUUAUUCAAACUCACUUCCUUCCUGUGGAUGCGGAUAAAAUCUUGUCCAUUCCAGUAUGUGAAAGGAGUGGAAGUGAUGUAGCUAUUUGGCACUACACAAAUGAUGGAUAUUACACUGUGAAAUCUGGUUACUGGUUGGCAAUGGAGUUAAAACAGGUAGGAAAGAGCACGAGCAGUAGUGGUGAGAAGGGUGAAACCAACUCCAAUUCGGUAUGGAGUAUUAUCUGGGGUCUCUCAGUCCCAAACAAAGUCAAGCUCUUUCUUUGGAGAGCUUGCCAUGCCUUCUUGCCUUGUGUUGAGCGUUUGUUUAAACGAAAAGUGUGUUCUUCGGAUAUUUGUAGUAGGUGUGGUGGUGCCAGUGAAUCAGUUUUACACAGUUUAUGGGCUUGCCGCAUAGCUCAGAAAGUGUGGAAGUAUUCCUGGUUAGCUGGAGUGGUGAAGCUAUGGAAAUUUCAGUCUUUUAGUGAUCUCUUACAUAGGGUGGCUAUGGAGGGCACGAAUAAAGAGUUGGAUUUGUUUGGAUUAGUUUGCUGGUGGAUCUGGAAGUGUAGGAAUGAUACUAUACAUGGUAAGGAGGGUCUGAAGCCUGAUAUACUUGUCCAGCGGUGCAAGGAAUGGCAGUCAGAAUUAGCUCAGACUCAGAGCACUAACAAACCGAUUACUGGUUUUGUUGUAAAGGAGAUAGUGCGCACCCCACAGGUCAGUAACACUUCUAGUUCUCUAUUGUAUUUUGAUGGGGCUGUGGAUAAGUUAAAUGGAAGGGUGGGAGUAGGAGCUGUGGUGUUGAACCCAGAACAUGGCCUUCUAGGUGCCUUAUCAAUACCACUUCCUCUUUCUCUAAACCCAAAAGCCACGGAAGCACUUGCCUUGUGGUAUGGAAUUGAGUAUGGAAAGAAGCUGGGAUUAUUAAAUGUUGAUAUAAGAGGUGAUGCUCUUAAUGUGCUUAAUGGCUUAAAUACUCGUGGCUGGGACUUCAGCGAGAUAGGAGGCGUUCUUGAUGCAGUGAGGUUGACUAUGACUGAAUUUGAGAUAGUUUCGUGGAGGCAUGUGAAGAAACGCUUCAAUGCAGUAGCACAUGAACUAGCUAGAAAGGCUUUGUCAUUAGCAGAAGAUUCUUUUCGUCCAAAGUCUGUUCAGGAACUUGUGUUUCAAUCUUGUUCUGCAUUUGGGUUUGGGUUUAGUCCAAUAAGUGAUGUUUAUAAAGUAGUUUUCUUUACUAGUUCAAGGUUAAUAGAAGCUACGUCUCCUCGUGAGUUUGGGCUUAGUCGUGGACCUGAGAAGGUGACGGUUUUGACUGUUGGUUCUGGGAGCUGGAGACAUAUUGGGGACUCUGUUAUGGGAGAAUUUGACCAUCAAUCAGGAAUUUAUCUUAAUGGAUACCUUCAUUGGAUUGGUAGAACUACACUGGUUGGGUCUCGUUUUAUAUAUGCCUAUUGUAUUGAAACUGAGAGUUUCCAACAGAUGCCACUACCACCUUGGACUGUUGAUAGCGACACAACUAGAUGUAACCUUGGAGUCUUGAACGGUUGUCUCUAUAUAACUGUUGGUUUGAGUUGUAAUAUCAAUGUCUGGGUGAUGAAGGACUACGGCAUUAAGGAGUCCUGGGCCAAAGAACUUGACAUGGGGGUGAAAUAUGGUGCAGCGUCUGGUUCAUCUACUCAAGCUUUGAAUUUUUCAAAGGAACGACAAGUGUUGUUGUUACAGAAUAGGUUGCAGGCUCAUAUUCUUGGAAUCAAGGGCUUUGUGGGGAUUGAGGUCGAUGGGAUGAAACCUUUGAUUGACGCUUCAUAUCUCCAUAUUCCAAGCUUUGUUUCACUUAAAGAUGUCUUUUGGGGUCAAAACUUGAUGUCUGGUCGAUUCGAAAAAUUGAGGAUUAGAGAUGCUGGUGAAUUGCAACGACCUGCACCGAAUGAGACGAUAGUCAGUAGCCGGCCCUGCAGAAGUCAACAAAGGCCAGGUAGCAUGAAAGCGAAUGCGGCAGAUCGUGGGAGUGCUGAAACAGAUCAACGUAAUCUGCUACCUAAAGGGACUGUUCGAUCUAAAUCUGCAGUAGUUGAAAACAAACAACAGGAACAUAGUAACUCGACCAUAAAGAAGAGUAACCAAGUAACUCAGGUCAAUGAAGGGAUUUAA
Molecule: messenger RNA, 5064 nt
Organism: Fragaria vesca subsp. vesca
Lineage: Eukaryota; Viridiplantae; Streptophyta; Magnoliopsida; Rosales; Rosaceae
Exons: 5
Coding region: 1-5064 (1687 amino acids)
Source: RefSeq, a predicted model, not a curated record